Molecule: messenger RNA, 4294 nt
Organism: Centropristis striata (black sea bass)
Lineage: Eukaryota; Metazoa; Chordata; Actinopteri; Perciformes; Serranidae
Gene: chsy3
Product: chondroitin sulfate synthase 3
Exons: 3
Coding region: 380-2806 (808 amino acids)
Cellular component (GO): Golgi cisterna membrane
Molecular function (GO): glucuronosyl-N-acetylgalactosaminyl-proteoglycan 4-beta-N-acetylgalactosaminyltransferase activity
Source: RefSeq, a predicted model, not a curated record
AACGUCCGUGGCCGCAACACUGUGGAGAAUAACAAAAAGCCCGUAGAACAGGACCGAGUUGGGACGUGUACGAUGCAACGCUACUUCAAGUUGUAAUGGAACUCCGUUAACAGUUGGCUGUGGGCUCUGUCCAGGUUAAAGCAGCUUUAAUGGGACUGGACUGGAUAUGGUGAAGGGGAUGUUUACAGCCCCGGGAAUGAUAUCAGAGGUGUAGGUGUGUUUUUCCACAUCAGGUAGGACACAUAAUGCUCCAUAGAGAGAUGAUGGAUGCUCCCGGGCCUACACGUCACACCUCACCACACUACGGUAGCAUUCAUUACACUUAAUAACAAAACAAAUCAAAGCCAGUCCAGCUAAAGUCUCUGCAGGGGGAGCAGCGAUGGCUGUCAAAUCAAGGAAGCCGUGGACGACCGUGAUUUUCGGCGUGUUUGUGGGAUUCACUGCGUCGUCUUGGUUCAUCGUACCUCAAGUUCUGGAGAGUAAGGGAAAGAAAUCUCCCGUGUGUGUGUAUUACAGUGACUCCUCUGCCGGUAAAGGUCCUGCCAUCCCCGGGAACACGGCGACGAGAGGCCGGGACAGCCCCCGUUCCAGUCAGGAGGAGGACAGGUCCAGUCCGGGGAACAGGACCGGUAGCGGGGACAAAGGGAGACCCGGGAGCAGACCCAAGCGUUUCCUCUACGUCGGCGUGAUGACAGCCAAAAAAUAUGUGCGGUCUCGCGCCGUGGCAGCGUUCAACACCUGGGCCAGCUCCAUCCCCGGGAAGGUGGAGUUCUUCUCCAGCGCUGGCUCCGGCUCCAUCCACGUCCCCCUCCCUUUGGUUUCUCUGGAAGAUGUGGACGACUCCUACCCACCACAGAAGAAGUCCUUCAUGAUGCUGAAGUACAUCCACGACCACUACCUGGAUCAGUACGAGUGGUUCAUGAGGGCAGAUGAUGACGUUUAUAUCAGAGGUGAGAAGCUGGAGUUGUUCCUGCGGUCACUGAACAGCAGCAAGCCCCUUUAUCUGGGCCAGACAGGCCUGGGCAUGGCUGAGGAGCUGGGCAGACUGGCACUAGAGCCAGGGGAGAACUUCUGUAUGGGAGGUCCUGGGAUGAUCUUCAGCAGGGAGGUUCUACGCAGAAUGGUCCCUCACGUUAGCGCCUGUCUGAGAGAGAUGUACACCACCCAUGAGGAUGUUGAAGUGGGCCGAUGUGUGCGACGCUUUGGAGGAACUCAGUGUGUUUGGUCUUAUGAGAUGCAGCAGCUCUUCUAUGAGAACUAUGAACACAACAAGAAAGGUUUCAUUGAAGAACUUCACAGUAGCAAGAUCCAUAAUGCCAUUACACUUCACCCUAACAAACAGCCUGCCUACCAGUACCGUCUCCAUAGCUUCAUGCUGAGUCGUGAGAUCUCCAGGCUAUGCUACCGUAGCAUCCUGCUUCACCGCGAUGGCCUGAUGAUGAGUUACCUCAGUGAUACAGAAGUACUGUGGGAGGACCAACAGCUGGGCUCCCCACCAUCCUACAUGCGCUUCAAGCCCAGUGAGAGAAAUGAUGUCAUUGAGUGGGAUUUCUUGACGGGCCGCUAUGUUUAUUCUGCUUCUGAGAACAAGAUUGGCAGGCAAAACCUCGGGAACUUAUUUCGGACUGCACUAGAAGGCAUUAUACUGCAAGUCAUGGAAAUGAUUAAUGAGAAUUCUAAAACACGUGGCCGUGUAAUUGACUUCAAAGAGAUUCAGUAUGGCUACUACAGGGUGGAUCCAAUGCAUGGUGCAGAAUACAUCAUAGACUUACUGCUUCUCUACAAGAAACAUAAGGGACGCAAAAUAACAGUGCCUGUGAGGCGGCAUGCUUAUCUUCAGCAAUCCUUUAGUCGACCAUUUUUUACUGAAACCGAAGAGUUAGAUGUGACUCAACUUGUGGCUGCCAUCAACUCUGAAUCCAAAUCCCUGUCUUUCCUGUCCAACUCACUGAGGUUCUUGUCACCUUUCCAGGUCUUUGAAUCAAACAGGGACAUGUGGGAGCAAAGCCAGAGAAAGAUCCACAUCCUGGUUCCAUUAUCUGGUCGAUAUGGCACCUUUGUCCGCUUUAUGGAGAACUUUGAGAAAGUGUGUUUGAUACCCAAACAAAAUGUUAAGCUCACUAUCAUUCUGAUGGACAACGGGUUCAAUCAGAACAGAGGAGACCACAUUCAGUUGGUCAAAGACUACUACAGGGAGUAUCCCAAAGCUGACCUGUCCAUAGUCACUAUGAUGGGCAACUUUUCACGAGGACUGGCUCUUGAGCUGGGCUCCUCACAGCUUGAUAAUGACUCUCUACUCUUCUUCUGUGAUGUUGAUCUUAUCUUUAGUGGUGAUGCCUUGCAACGCUGCAGAGACAAUGCUGUCCAAGGGAGACAAGUCUAUUUCCCAGUUGUCUUUAGUCAGUACAACCCCAAGAUAGUGUAUUCUGAGAAGGCCCCACGAGAAAACCAGUUUGUGCUGACCAAGAAAAGUGGUUUCUGGCGAGAUUAUGGAUUUGGAAUCACCUGCAUUUUUAAGAGCGAUUUACUAAAAGCUGGAGGUUUUGACACGGCAAUAUCCGGCUGGGGGUUAGAGGACGUAGAUUUGUUCACAAAAGUUAUUAAUUCUGGUUUAAAAGUGUUCCGUAGUCAAGAACCAGGAAUUGUCCACAUCUAUCAUCCCGUCCACUGCAACACAAGUCUUGAACAGAAGCAACACAAAAUGUGCCUUGGGUCAAGAGCGAGUACGUUUGCAUCGACGAUGCGGUUAGCAGAGCUGUGGCUGGAGAAACACAUAGAGGCAGGCUAUAACAGAACUUCAUCCUGACAUCCCAGUCCUCUUUGACUACUCCAUACAAGCUUACCUCAGUUCUGCUUGAGUGCACACAGGGAUGGACUUGUGUGUGUGUUGUAGUGUGACUGUCCCUCAUUGGAGAAGGACAUCACUGGUUAAGACCACACACUACCUAAAUCUAAACAGAUUCAGGGUACAUCCAUGUUUUGGAAGCCAGCAUAAUACAACAAGUGUCUGCUAGGGCUGCACUAUUAUGGCCAAAAUGAUAAUCCCAAUUAUUUUGAUCAAUAUUGUAAUCACGAUUAUUUUGAUCAAUAUUGUAAUCACGAUUAUUAAUCAUGAUUAUUCAUCAUGUUAGGGAAAACAUAUUAAACAAACAAUAGGAACAGUUUUUAGUGUGUGUACAGAGUGUCUGGUGCUCGUUGUAAACAAACAGAGAUCGCUAAGUGAACGCUUCCUGCAGCAGCAGCACAUACACACUGUACUGCUACAGAGCUAACUGUUAGCCUAUUAGCAAUUUGCAGACUGGACGCUAAGGGGUUAACAUCCCCUCUGGCUCUGCAGCUGGGAGAGACUGCUGCAGGAGGACUGUGCCGCUUCGACUCGUUCUUACUCUUCUUAACGAGCCUCGUUAAGAAGAGUAAGAACGAGUCUCCAAAAGUCUCCAAUAACAGCAGAAAAAGUCGCUGGAUUUGUCGCCAGUCAUUUUUUUUUUAAAAUAGUUGCUAAGGGCGUCUGAAAAGUCGCUAAAUAUAGCAACAAAGUUGCUAAGUUGGCAACACUGCUUCGCCGGCUUUUACAAAUGGUGCCUGUUGUUGUGGCGUUCAGUAGUAAGUCACAUCCUGCUUAGCGCUUAGCUUUAGGCAGCUACAGGAAACCUUAACUAUGCGUUCUCCCCCUGGUGGUUGGUUGACUACUGGUGAAGAAAGUGCUUGACUAGAUAUGCAGGAGAGUCGCAUUUUAAAAUGGAAAUAUUGCCGACGAUCAGGUUAAUUUAAUCAUGGCGGCCAAAAUCGUGAUCACGAUUAAAAUUUGAUUAAUUGUGCAGCCCUAGUUCAGAGAGUGUCGAGUUAAAAUCUUCCAGAGGAUUGGAUACAGCCCCUCAAAGCCAAUGAUGCAGCCAAUGAUCAUCUUAUCAAGGUGUUGGGUAAUAUCAGUUCAUAUCCAAAUGUGUGGACAGAUCUGACACCUGCAGUGAUUUGGGACUGGACCGGACUGAGCAGGUCAGUUCUUCUCAUGGCCAUGGGACAUUCACACAGUUUAAUUUCUAUGUUUGCUUGUUUUUGUCUUAUUCAGAUUUUACUGUAAUCCUCCAAAAGACAUUGUCACGCUGAUCAAAGGUUUACUUCAGCAUGACUUCAUGGUUUCUCCUGGACUGUAAUAAAUAGUUAUUAUAUUAGCAUUCUCUUUCUGCCAUUAUUAUCUCAUUUUCAAUUCUGCCUCAGGACAACAUUUUAUCACCCAGUGCACUACACUGCCCUACAAAGUCUAACAGUCUACAUUUUUGGUCAAAAUUGAGUU